CUGCAUAGCAACGUUAACACAGGUACAGGGCAGCAGGCACAGAACAGCCCACAAUGGACAGCCCAGACAAUAGCUGUUAUCAGGAGGGGUGUUCAGUGUGCCAGGUGUGUACCACACACUACCUCUCAGACACUGACCAGCACCUUCAGUUAACACACCUGCCAUUUGACCAUGAGCUCUGUCCAGACUGUUCUCUACUGUUACUGUUCCGUAACAGAGAAGAUCCUGAUUAUACUUCACAUAUUCAAGAGCUUAAAGGAAAGACCGGCUUGGUGGAGUUAAUUGAAACAAUUCACAAUUCAGAUCAUAGAAAUGUUGGCUCUCAGUCAGUCCAUUGCUCAGAGCAUCCAGGGCAGGACGUUACAGGGUUUUGUAAAACUUGUCAAAAAACUGUCUGCGAUAUCUGUUCCCAUGCAGUUACCAGGGCAACAACUGUCAACAAUGUCAACACAACCAAUGAAAUUUCUCAACACAAUGGUAGCACAACAAGUGUCGACUCGGACAACCUACGUCAUCAAGAAUUAGAAAGCAACAAUGGGACAGACCUAGAUGACGAUCAUCAAAGUCAGCAUACAACUGACGCUGAUGAUGAAAAUGAAACUAGCAGCGAAAAAUCUUUUAACACCACGAAAUCUGCACCAAGUGGCACAAAACUCAACCACUUUCCAGCCACUGAAGAAUCAGGUACGAUGGUCAACCACAGCGACCAUGACAUCUGCGACAUAUACCAAGCUGGAGAAAUCAUGGCUGACAAACUACGCAAAGAUAUCGUCUGUGUAAAACAGGCGGUGAGUGAUAAGCAGAUGCAUGUGGAAGAUGUGCUGGCAGAGAAAGAAAUGUUGGCAAGUGCGAAGAAGACAGCCCUGCAGAAAGCUGACGAAAUAUUUGCUAAAAUGAUGGAGGUCAUAAAGAAAAAACACCAGGAAGUCACCACCACCAUUCAGGAGAAAUUUCAAGAGAAAUCCAAACAUCUAGACCAGCACAUAGAUUCCUGUGAGAGCCAAAUCCUCUGUAUGGACAGCACAGUACAAGUAUACAACACUGCACUACGAGACCUAGAUGUCCCAAACCUCGUCACCAUGGCAACAACACACUGCAAAACCUUGGAAAACAAGGUCCAGGAGUACAACAACACCCACACAGACUCUGGGAAAAAUUACAUCGAGUUUGACAGCGGUCCUUGCGUAGAGUAUGUGUCGUCUGCCCAGGAAUACAUCCAAGUCCGCCAUGAUGAAAAGCAGCUGCCGGCAGUGGUGCAGGUUGAGACGGUUCCCGCCACAGCAGGCUUCACGUCCACAGCGGAGAUAACGCUCUCCAGCAGCAGCAAGGUGGCACUGUCUGGGUACCCAGUGGAAGUCGAGAUAAGGGACAAAUACAAUGAAGUCAUCAAGUGUGCUGUUCAAGACAAUGAAGAUGGCACAUACACUGCUCAUUUCAAACCCCAAGUUUCAGGCAUGCACUACGGCUCCGUCAACCCAAUUGACAACAAGACUACAGUACGAGGAAGUCAGUUUGAGUUUGACGUACAGAGCAAUGAUCCUGUCCUUUGGUUUGGCGGCAAAGGAAAAGAACCUGGGCUGUUCAACUUUCCUCGUACCCUCACAGUAGACCCCACAGGGGAUGUUUACGUAGUCGACGAGCUAUGUCGGGUUCAGAUCUUCAACGAACUUGGAACUUUCAAGAGUCACUUCAAACUGGACGGUGAUCUGAAAGAUUACAACGCCGUGGGGGUUGCUGUUUGCAGUUCUGACGACACGCUCAUCUGUCCUCUGAUGAAGAAAGACCAGCAUCUGGGAGGGUGUGUGAACACGAUCGCAAAACUAACAAAAACGGGAGAACAGGUGAGCAUGGCCACCCAACCCUUCCAGUGUGGAAUGCACCUGGCUAUUAACAGCAAAGAUCAGAUCAUAGUAGCAGACCUGUUUGGAAAGUGUCUCUACAUCCUCUCGGACACCAGCGGGGAACAAAUACAAACAGUCAGCGGAAGAGGAUUAAAAAACUUCCGUGGCCCUAACUGUGUGUGUGUCAUGGAUGAUGACAGUAUCGUGGUCUCAGAUACUUCAAACAACUGCAUCCACGUGUUUGAUGAGGUGGGGAACUACCUGUUCAACUUUGGUCAGAAGGGGCACAGAAAGGGGGAGUUCCGGGGGCCCCAGGGGGUGGCAGCUGACCAGUGCGGCCAUAUUCUGGUGGCAGACCAGUAUAACAACAGAGUCCAGGUAUUUGACCGCAACGGUCAGUUCGUGUUGUGUAUUGAAAGCACAGGCAGCCCUCUCCACUGGCCCAGGGGGAUAGCAGUGACCAAUGACGGGCACAUGUAUGUGGCAGACUCUGACCAUCACAUUGUCAAGAAGUUCAAAUACCUUGAAUAAGGCUGGGAUAUUAUGUACACUGGUGACUAACUUACUUUACAUCUGAGACCAUUAAAUUUCUUUGUUUAUUGGUUUCUCUUUUGUCAAUUUAUUGGUAUUGAAUUUUGAGAACUUCAGUGGUGACAAUGUAUCCUGCUAGCUAAAACUUUUUUUUUUAACAAAUGUCCAUCUUCUGAAACAAACUUUUUUAUCUAUUUGUACUUAAAGCGUGGUAUUAAGCUAGUCAGAUUCAAAUUUCGUGAAAUGUAAAUUUGCUCCGUUUAUUUCUGGAAAAUUAAGAAUUGUUUAUUUAAAUAAGAUGCAAGUUUUACCUUGUCUUGGGUCAUAAGAAAUGGGAUAGGAUUUUGAGGUUUUUGACAUACAGCCGUCC
Lingula anatina is the source of this 2742-nucleotide messenger RNA. RefSeq lists its product as uncharacterized. Gene Ontology annotation, molecular function: zinc ion binding; ubiquitin protein ligase activity; protein binding. The record is from RefSeq and is a predicted model, not a curated record. Gene Ontology annotation, biological process: proteasome-mediated ubiquitin-dependent protein catabolic process; protein polyubiquitination. NCBI's taxonomy places the organism in Eukaryota, Metazoa, Brachiopoda, Lingulata, Lingulida, Lingulidae.